Messenger RNA from Leptomonas pyrrhocoris, 2827 nucleotides. RefSeq lists its product as hypothetical. NCBI's taxonomy places the organism in Eukaryota, Euglenozoa, Kinetoplastea, Trypanosomatida, Trypanosomatidae. The coding region runs from base 248 to 2827 and encodes 859 amino acids. The transcript has a single exon. The record is from RefSeq and is a predicted model, not a curated record.
GAACCCACCACGGCACACUGCGAAAGGCACCUGCGAAGCGACGGUGCCCCUGAGAUGCAUAAGAGGCAUGUGGGAGAGGAACGACACAUAGCGAACACCCUCUUCGUGUGCCAGCAUUGCCACCCGAAUCAAAUAGAGUUUAUUCGGCACCAAUCACCUCUUCUGUUUCUCCAUAUACUCCCCUUUACUCGACAUUCUUCCAGCUCUUAUUGAAUUUACUAUAGAGGAACAACACGAAUCCGCCAUCAUGACGGUGCACCUGGAUGACUGGUCGCUCUCCGGGCUUAGCGGCGCCAUGGAUUGGACCGUGAUACUGCCACCUGCCGUCUCGGGCGGCACAGCAUCGUCCUCCAGCACCGUUGAGCAGUCUCACUUCUAUCCCGCGCUGUACACCGAACUCACCCCCACCGUGCUCACCGGCAGCGAGUCCGCCUCGACGACAGCGGCAGCGGAACCGCUCGUGUACGCGCGCGUGUCUUCUAUCGUACGCGUGGAAAAGGUGGGGCCGCGACAGCUGCGACUUCGUCAGCAACUGGGAUCUCCAGGCUCGCACCGCCUUCUUUUUCUGACAGCGUCGUCGGCGACGGCGUGCGACGAGUGGUGGCGGGUGCUGCACCGUCUCACGUACAACAAUGGCACCGUCGACAACAGCACCGUCGACGCAACGUCCAACAGCGGGUUGGGUGAGGGCGUUGUACGGAGUCGAAACAGUUCUGACGGUGGUAAGGAUGACGAACCGUGGCGGCAACGGAGGGACAGCGGCACCCAAAGUGAGGACGCACCAAAACCACGCGCUGAGGACGUUAACGACGAGUCGACUUGGAGAUCAUCAGCGCCGCCGUCACGGGAUAUCAACGACGUGUCGGAGCUGAAGCAUCUUUUACUCUCUCCCACGCCCCCCUCUACGCUGUCUGCGGUGCGGCCCUCGCUGCAUCUCUCGGCACAGCCACCAAGAACACCACCGCCACCGCCACCAUUUUCGACUCCUUCGUCGCAGAUCACUUCGCAAAUUCUCCGCCAACCAGCCACGAGUGCACCUCCCUCUUCCUCUACUGCGGCGUCUCUCAGCGCCUCCACCAUUGACACAUUGACGGCAACAUCCUCUUUACAUGCCUUGGCAGCAACGGCGGAGGCCGACGCUGCGGCGGCCAAGAAGCAGCGCCACUUUCACCGUCGCCGCCACCGCCAAGUAAACCCCGCAGCGGCUACUUCUGCUUCUGCGGGUGCUGCGGUGCUCCCGCCUUCACGGGCACCGGGACCUCCGCUGGUCGUGCUACGUGCGACCCGCAGCGAGGCGACGCAGACAAGAACAGCAGCUCCGGUGACUGCUGUGCCUGGGCCUGCCAAACCAGUGGUGGCACCUCCACUCAAUUCGCUUGUGGAAGAUGAGAACAGGGAGGAGGAAGCGGCAGCGGCGAGGUGGACAACGGCCACUCCACGAAGAGGUAGCGAGCCGCCACCAUCACGAUCAACGUCAUCAACAUUAGCCGCACAGACGAAGUCUGCGCAGCUGCCCUAUACGCGAAAGGAAUCCUUCUCGGCCACCCUGUCGAAUCCCUCCGCAACAGAGGAACAGCCAACACCCCCUCCUCGAGUAGCGAUAGAUGCUGUUCGCAGCGAGGCGGCUCCGUUCUUUACAGCGGACGGAAACGUCUUUGCCGAUGCCGCCACUGCGGCGUCAGAGUCACGACGCUAUCUGGAGCCGACGGAGCUUCAAAUGGAUGUGAAGGGACACUCCGCGUCUCCACUGCCUGAACAAAACAAUUCGCUUUCGGUGCCUGCAUGGAAGGCAACGAGUGCUCUCCGAGCAACAACGACGGCGAGAGACUCUCUCCUGUACGAGCCCAUCCACAUCGACACUGCCGCAGUACCGCGCGCCCGCAGCACCUCACCGCCGGCGCUGGCUGCAUGCCACCUGAACACACGCCCUCUCUCCAACUCCACUGUGCGUCCUUUGAGCUGGUACGGCCAUGGCGUGGCGCCUUCAUACACGCCGCGGCUUGCCUACAGCAGUCCGUUACCCUACAGUCGCGGAGAGAACACGGGCUCGCUGCUUCACCCCUACCACGACUCGGGCGGCAGCAGAUGGCGUCAUUCUUCUUCACCGUCUUCACCGGCUCGACGUGAUGGGCGUCGGCCGCACCGCCGCCGGAGCCCCAACGCGCUCACCGCGAAACCCAGCAGCAGCAGCAGCCGCCUUCUCCGCAGCCGCUCCGCCUCCCCCCUCCGUCGCCCCAGCGCGUUUGACGUUUCGCCGCUGCUUUCCGUCAUCGCAACACCGCACCUAUUUCUGAAGUACCCAGUGCAGACGUCGUCUGCAGGGAGUAAUGGCACGCCUGCCUCUGCUGUGCCGCACGACGACAGCACGGCCACCUACGUGUUUGUCACCACCGACGAAGACUGCGUCGUGACCGUGCCUGCGGGUCGCUUCAAGGAAUGUGUGGCGGAUGCGAAGCUGCUGAAGGAGCAUGCGGCUCUCCACAACCACCGCAGCCCCGGUUCUUUUUCGAUGCCGUCCAUGCCCAUCGGUGUGCGGAGUUAUGAGCGCGCCAAGCACUUCUUUGGCGAGGAUCACUGCCGCGCCAUUCGAAUGACCGAUGUGGAUCGUGUCACGCGUGGCAACGAAGAGCCACUCAUUCUCCUGAACCGUGUGCAGCGGGAGCGAUUCCGCGAUGCAUCGAAGCUGGUGUGCAUCAUCUCUCCCACACACGCUUUUCUAGUGGAAGCGACGAACUCGACUGAGGCGGAGUGGUACGUGCGCAGCUGGAAGAAGUACCUCCGCGCCCGCCGUAAACCACGCAGCAAUCUGCGUGACAUCGGAUACUAA